Molecule: messenger RNA, 2689 nt
Organism: Callithrix jacchus (white-tufted-ear marmoset)
Lineage: Eukaryota; Metazoa; Chordata; Mammalia; Primates; Cebidae
Source: RefSeq, a predicted model, not a curated record
GAAGAGGAAGGUUGCGAGAGACGUGGUGGGGUCUGCGUGCAACUCUUUCGCUCUUUUCAGCUCCUCCUGGUAUUCCCCUCCUAUCUUGGGUCUUUUACAGGGCUUCAUUUGUGGCUUCCUGCUCGACCUCCCUGAGUCUGAUCCUGGUUUCCAUCUCCAGCCCUGGGAAAUCUCCUUUCUUCGGACUCACACUCCCCACCCAGGCUUUGGACUUUCACCACUGUUUCUCUCUCCUGGCCUGUGAUUACCCACUCCCAUCCCCACCCCGCCUCGCCGCGCAACUACCUCCUCCACCUGGACUGGGACCAUCAUCCUUCCUCCACUCCGCCCAGUCUCCACCUGCCUCCUCCCCCAGUCCCACGCUAAUCUCUGCUUGGUCUCUUCCACUUUGGCGUAAUCUCGCCUCGGCUUACUGGCGACGGACACUCACAAGUUUACCCAAACCCCCAGUUCCUGGAUGGAUUCCCGCCAUCCCUGUCCCCUCUUUAAUUAGCCAGUCCUCUCAAUAAUGUAGCAGCCCCCUCUACAGAUUAGACCCUGGUCCUACACUCUUAGCCGCUGCCUGCUUUUGACCUUUGGCUCAUGGGUACUUGACGUUUUAAGCUCUUAGGUCCAGUAUGAGGAGGAGCUUAGCUCCCAGCCAGCUGGCCAAGAGAAAACCGGAAGGCAGGUCAUCUGAUGAGGACUGGCAACCUGGCCUGGUGACUCCUAGGAAACGGAAAUCCAGCAGUGAGACCCGGAUCCAGGAGUGUUUCCUGUCUCCUUUUCGGAAACCUUUGAGUCAGCUAACUAAUCAACCACCUUGUCUGGAUAGCAGUCAGCAUGAAGCAUUUAUUCGAAGCAUUUUGUCGAAGCCAUUCAAAGUCCCCAUUCCAAAUUAUCAAGGUCCUCUGGGCUCUCGGGCAUUGGGCCUGAAAAGGGCUGGGGUCCGCCGGGCCCUCCAUGAUCCCCUGGAGAAAGAUGCCUUGGUUCUGUAUGAGCCUCCCCCACUGAGCGCCCAUGACCAGCUGAAGCUCCACAAGGAGAAAUUCCCUGUCCAUGUGGUUCUCAGUAAGGUUUUGCGGCCUCAUCAGAGAGAGGGAGUGAAAUUCCUGUGGGAGUGUGUCACCAGUCGGCGCAUCCCUGGCAGCCAUGGCUGCAUCAUGGCUGAUGAGAUGGGCCUGGGAAAGAUGCUGCAGUGCAUCACAUUGAUGUGGACACUUUUGUGCCAGAGUCCAGAGUGCAAGCCAGAAAUUGACAAGGCAGUAGUGGUGUCACCCUCCAGCCUGGUGAAAAACUGGUACAAUGAGGUUGGGAAAUGGCUCGGAGGGAGGAUCCAACCUCUGGCCAUCGAUGGAGGAUGUAAGGACAACAUAGACCAAAAGCUGGAAGGAUUCAUGAACCAGCGUGGAGCCAGAGUGCCUUCUCCCAUUCUUAUCGAUUCCUAUGAGACCUUCCGCCUUCAUGUUGGAGUCCUCCAGAAAGGAAGUGUUGGUUUGGUCAUAUGUGACGAGGGACACAGGCUCAAGAACUCUGAGAAUCAGACUUAUCAAGCCCUGGACAGCUUGAACACUAGCCGGUGGGUGCUCAUCUGAACCCCCAUCCAGAAUGAUCUGCUUGAGUAUUUCAGCUUGGUACAUUUUGUUAAUUCUGGCAUCCUAGGGACUGCCCAGGAAUUCAAGAAGCAUUUUGAAUUGCCAAUUUUGAAGGGUCGAGAUGCUGCUGCUAGUGAGGCAGACAGGCAGCUAGGAGAGGAGCGGCUGCGGGAGCUCACCAGCAUUGUGAAUAGAUGCCUGAUAAGGAGGACAUCAGAUAUCCUUUCUAAACAUCUGCCUGUGAAGAUUGAGCAGGUCGUUUGUUGCAGGCUGACACCCCUUCAGACUGAGUUAUAUAAGAGGUUUCUGAGACAAGCGAAGCCGGCAGAAGAAUUGCAUGAGGGCAAGAUGAGUGUGUCUUCUCUUUCUUCUAUCACCUCACUAAAGAAGCUUUGUAAUCAUCCAGCUCUAAUCCAUGAUAAGUGUGUGGAAGGGGAGGAUGGCUUUGAGGGUGCCUUGGACCUCUUCCCUCCUGGUUACAGCUCUAAGGCCCUGGAGCCACAGCUGUCAGGAAAGAUGCUGGUCCUGGAUUACAUUCUGGCGGUGACCCGAAGCUGUAGCAGUGACAAAGUCGUGCUGGUGUCGAAUUACGCCCAGACUUUGGAUCUCUUUGAGAAGUUGUGCCGGGCCCGAAGGUACUUAUAUGUCCGCCUGGAUGGCACGAUGUCCAUUAAGAAGCGAGCCAAGGUUGUAGAACCCUUCAAUAGUCCAUCGGUUGCACUGCCGACGCUGUGUCAACAGCCGCCAGAUUCGGCCACCCCCUGAUGGUUCUGACUGCACUUCAGACCUGGCUCAGUGGAACCACUGCACUGAUAAGCGGGGGCUCCAGGAUGAGGUACUCCAGGCUGCCUGGGAUGCUGCCUCCACUGCCGUCACCUUCGUCUUCCACCAGCGUUCUCAUGAGGAGCAGCGAGGGCUCCGCUGAUAACCAGCUGGUCUGGGUGUACCUCUUAGAGGAAGGAGAUAGGGAAAAGGGGCUCCUUGCCCCAAAGGGCCCUGUUGAAUUUUUGUUCUCUGGGAGAAAAUCAUCAAGAAGGGCUGCAUGAUGUUUGCCCAAAAUUUAUUUUAUAAGAAAAACUUUUUUGGUUAAAAAAAAGAAUAAAGGUAUGAAAGGG